This is a messenger RNA of Halichondria panicea, 1916 nucleotides long. Its product is annotated as fibrillin-3-like. The transcript has 8 exons. The record is from RefSeq and is a predicted model, not a curated record. The coding region runs from base 16 to 1539 and encodes 507 amino acids. Lineage: Eukaryota; Metazoa; Porifera; Demospongiae; Suberitida; Halichondriidae. Gene Ontology annotation, molecular function: calcium ion binding.
AUUGUCUUAAUAACCAUGCAAACUGUCAGCUUUAAUGAUUCCACAUAUAUACCUCAUGCAGCCUAUGAUGGUAGGUUCUGUACUGAUGAUUCUGAUGGCUGCACUGGUGUGAUAUGCUUUGAGGAGGUGACAUGUGUCGAUGUCCCUGCCCCUGGAGUUGGAGCAAUGUGUGGACCAUGCCCAGUAGGGUAUUUCGGAGAUGGACAGAAAUGUGAUGAUAUCAACGAGUGUGAGGAGGAUGCUCACAACUGUACUGAUGUCUGUGUGAAUGUACAGGGAGGAUUCAAGUGUGCCUGUAACCAAGGUUACACACUAGCCGACCCCACAUCAUGUACAGAUGUUGAUGAGUGUAGUGUAUUGAAUGGUGGCUGCCAUCAAGUAUGCAACAACUUUGAGGGAGGGUUCGAGUGUGACUGUUCAGACGGAUUUGGAUUGACCAAUGACAACACAACAUGUCAAGUUCUACCGGAGUCUUCUUGUUCUAAUGACGCUAUAUGCUCUCAAAACUGUGUGAGGUUGUUCGGUGUGGAGGUGUGUAGCUGUAACCUUGGAUACACACUGGAUAUAGAUAAUUUCACCUGUUCGGAUGUGGACGAGUGUGCAGAGUCACCAUGUGAUCAAGAGUGCAGUAACUCUGAUGGAGGAUUCGAGUGUGUCUGUGAGGGAGGAUAUGUGUUGGACACGGAUGAGAGGAGCUGUUUGGAUAUAGACGAGUGCUCGGUAGCUGCCGAGAAUGAUACUGACCUUUGCACCUCUCCCAUGUUCUGCUCUAAUACACUGGGUGACUUUGAGUGUUUGUGCCCUGGGGGGACUGAGCAAGCAGGUGGCACAUGUGUCUCCAUAGGUACAAAUGUUCGUCGUGUCAAUGAUUCUGUGAUUGGAGAUCCACUGAUGACUGUACCACUCUACCUCACCAACACUAGUGCACUACAGAGCAAUAUCAAUCUCGGAGAAAAUGAAGUUAUUAAUCUUUGCUUUGAAAUUCACGGUCGAUCUGACGAAUAUUUCAAUCUCGUGUCCGACUCUUGUAUUAGCGUGAAUGCACAUUACCAGCGAGCAGAUCCACAACUACCCGCCAAUAUUAUUGAUGAGAUAACAGUUCGAGCAGUUGGCCUUGACGGGAUCUGCCGAAAUAUUUCAGUCAGUGUCGAAAAUUGCCAGGCAACAGUCGAUGGAUCUGUGCUCGAUGAGACUUACACAAGUGCUGGAAUAUCUGUGAGACUGUAUCGAAAUCGUGUUCGAAUUUCUGCUCCUAAUUGCCAAGACCUUGAUUUGGUGAUGUGGGUGUUUUGUGAGCAGAGAGAGUUGAGGGGCUACCCUGAACUGGGAGAGCCUGAUGUCGUGGUCAAUGUUAGUAUGAUCCACUUUGUGAUUGCUCGUGGACUUAAUAUCAGAGAAUCAGCUCAUGGCUUGCUGGGUCAAUUUUGGAAUGUUCCCAUCACCAUCGAGCGCUACUUGGGCUCUCUCUCUGAUGGGAGCACACGAGACGAUACUUACAUCCUGACUGUCAACUAUACACGCCCCCUCGUCGUUUUGUGACCUUCCUGCACUCUCCGACGUGGGACAGACGAGGGAAGGAGUACUGUUUGUACGGGGGUAACCGACAGGGUGGAGGGAUACUUGAGAUAGAGUCACCAAAUGAUCCCAUUAUCCAGGGACGCUACAGAGACUAUAUCGUGGGGGAACAGUUCGGAGUGGACUUUAUGUAUUCUCAUUUUGAAUUUUCAGAGUGUAGUCAGUGAAUAAUUAUCGUAGCAAUUAUAGAGAGACUUCUAAGUGUGCGUUAACUUUAACUAUCUUAGUGUCAAUAUUAUUGUUAUGUUGCCAUAUUAUACUGUGUCUUGUAUAACUAGUUAUUUCAUGUAAUUUUUAUAAUAAUAAUGUGUAGUUCCAAGAAAAAAUAUCUCGUAAUUGGA